AUGCCUCAUACACCAGAACUAGCUUUCACCGUCUCAAAUACCUCUACUCUAAACACUACUGUGCAAUCCCUUGGUCCCAUCAUUGAACCACAACCGAUCUCAGUUUUUCAUUCAGUAGUUCCAAGUUGUAUUGAUGCAAGCAAUUAUGAAGAAGCUCUACCAAUGUGCAUGGUUACUCGAUCACAAACUGACCAUCUAAAACCAAAUCCCAAAUAUGCGAUGCAUUUAGUGGUUGAUGUCUCUGAGGUUGAAUCCACAUGUUUUAGCAAAGCAGUGAAGCAAGAGGCAUGGCGUUAG
Molecule: messenger RNA, 297 nt
Organism: Prunus armeniaca (apricot)
Lineage: Eukaryota; Viridiplantae; Streptophyta; Magnoliopsida; Rosales; Rosaceae
Source: the annotation of a GenBank genome assembly